UAUUGAAGGCUUGCCUUGUUCCUCAGGUCAGCAGGUUAGGUGGCGCCGGAGAAGGUAGAAAGACAGCACGGAGAGAGCUAGGCCGGAGGGGGCUGUCAUGGUCGGGUUCGGAGCCCCGAGGCGGACGGGCCGCCUGCCCCCCUUCGUGCUGGUUGCCCUGCUAGUGGUGAUCGCCCUGCUGGCCUUUAACUACUGGAGCGUGUCCAGCCGGCAGGGCGCGCUGCUGGAGGAUCUGUCGGCUCUUCAGGAGCAGGUGCAGCGCACCGAGGUGGCCCGGAGCCGGCUAGAGAAGAGGCACUCCGAUCUUAUGGUGCAGGCCGAGAGCGGGCGGAGGCAACUGGAGCAGCGACUGGGAGAGUAUCAGAAUGUGGAGGAGCGGCUGCAGGCCCGGGACCUGGAGGCCCAGCGCUGCGAGGUGGACAGGGAGAAGCUGCUGGCCAAUGCGUCACAACAGAUGGCAGACAUCAGUCGUUUAAAGGAACAAUUAAAUGAACUACGUCAAGAAGUCCUGCGACAGGAGGAUCAGCUGCAUGAGUACAAGAACAAUUACACCUCGCUUCAGAAAGCAUUGAAGGAAGAGAGUCAACAGUGUACAAAACGGCUGGAAGAUCAGAAGCGUGAAUAUGAAGAGAGCAUUAAGAAACUCCAGCUGGCAAGCAAGGAUAAGGUGGAAAAGGAACUAUCCAAAAACCAACUUGCAGGAGGGGAAGAAAAGUCUGAGAAUAAGGUAAAUGCGGCAGACACUGACGUAAAAGACGUAAAUGAAGAAGACCCCGGUAACCGAGUGCAUUAUGAUAAAGGUAAGCUUUUUGGACUCUGGAGGCUUCUAAGGUUAUUGCCAGAGAUAGAAGACAGUGAGCCAGCAAAACCAAACCUUGUCCCGACUGUAGUGAAGAAGGUGGAAAUUGUUGCUCUUCCACAAGAAGUUGGGGAGUCUGAGAAACAACCUUCCUUGCAGCCCGAUUCCAUAACUAAUGCUCAUGUUAUAUACCUUCCUCCUGGAGUCAAUAAAGAGCCGGAUUCUCCAUUAGAAGACAAUGCCCUACGUUUGGGUCAGCUACCUGGGAAACCACUCCCCAAAGAGCCGAAGUCUAUGAUCUUUCCUAACUUAAAGCAAAGUCGGUUUUUUGAUGAGAAUGAGUCCCCUGUAGAUCCUCAACAUGGUUCUAAAGUGGCAGAUUAUAACGGGGAUGAUGGGAACGUGGGUGAGUACGAGGCAGACAAGCAGGCAGAGCUGGCUUACAAUGAGGAAGAGGAUGGUGAUGGGGGAGAAGAAGAUGUACAAGAAGAUGAUGAAAAUGAUGGUCAAGGGGAUGCAGCAGAAUAUAGAAAAGACCACUUUGGUGAGACCCUGUAACCUGUGACCUGGACAGAAAAAUGAAAUGGAUCAAACGUGCCAAGCGCCAGGGCUUACUUGUACUGUAAGAGAAGGCCCUAAAGACCAGUAAUGGGUCUCAUACACACACUGGUGCAGGGGAGGUUCAGGACUGUCAAUCAGCUGCUUGCCCCCUUAUGUUUUGAUGGAGAAGCCCGUUAACAUUGCUCAAAAAA
Nanorana parkeri is the source of this 1551-nucleotide messenger RNA. RefSeq names its product cancer susceptibility candidate 4 (gene GOLM2). NCBI's taxonomy places the organism in Eukaryota, Metazoa, Chordata, Amphibia, Anura, Dicroglossidae. The coding region runs from base 98 to 1357 and encodes 419 amino acids. The record is from RefSeq and is a predicted model, not a curated record. The transcript is spliced from 11 exons.